Molecule: messenger RNA, 3410 nt
Organism: Cyprinus carpio (common carp)
Lineage: Eukaryota; Metazoa; Chordata; Actinopteri; Cypriniformes; Cyprinidae
Gene: grk5l
Product: G protein-coupled receptor kinase 5 like
Biological process (GO): regulation of signal transduction; signal transduction; protein phosphorylation
Cellular component (GO): cytoplasm
Molecular function (GO): G protein-coupled receptor kinase activity; ATP binding
Source: RefSeq, a predicted model, not a curated record
UUGUUCUCGGUCCCGUGCGUCACAGCUGCAUUUGAGCACGCCCCUUCCAGACGCUUGUUGAAUAGGAAUGACAAGGAAACAUGACAAGCGUUAAAGAUGAAUCUCAUAUACUGUUAUAACCGCACGCGCGCUCGCGUCCCUUUACAUCUCCACGCCAUCUGACUGCCGCUAUACCGCUGCAAAUCUGAACAGAGCCACGGGGAAAGCCGCUUGGGACCCAGCCAAAAAUUACAAAUGAAAGCAGAAACCCAGCCCUGCUUCGAUUACGCACCGAGAGAGGGAGCACGCUGAUAGUGACAGCGGCACUUCAACAGCUCAUCUGCGAUCGACAGUACGAUUCUUGAUCCGUUUUCUGCCGUGCAGCCUCGAAGGAUGUAGAUGUAGACCUCGGCCUGCUGUCUUUGGCAUGUUCGGUUUAACGGGACUUGACGCAUGUGGCUCGUUUGAACAGGCAAUGCCUUCCUUAGGCGUUUUGUGGCGCAAACUACAACAACCGCACGCGUGUGCCAGCGAUUCGUUGUUUUGCUUGUCUAUACGUGUGUUGAUAGUUUAAAAUGCCUAGGGUUUUGAUUUAAAUACUUUUGUACGGACGGGAAAUAGCGUAUUUGGCUGGGAGGAGUAAUAAGGAGCUCUAUCUACUCUUCGGCUUCCACGGCAAUAUCACGGAGGGUUAUUUUGAUGGAGCUGGAGAAUAUUGUUGCAAACACGGUACUCCUGAAGGCAAGAGAGGGUGGAGGAGGAAAACGGAAAGGAAGAAGUAAAAAAUGGAGGGAGAUCCUUCGUUUCCCUCAUAUCAGUCAGUGCACAGAGUUGAGCAAAACCAUUGAGCGGGACUACUUCAGCCUGUGUGACAAGCAGCCCAUCGGGGGACUUCUGUUCCGCCUCUACUGUGAGACCCGACCAGAGCUGCAGAGAUGCAUCCAACUCCUGGACGCCAUGGAGGACUACGAGGUGGCACCAGAUGAGAAGAGGAAGAGUCGAGGAGAUGAGAUCAUCAAGAAGUUUCUCACCAAGCAGUCCUCUGAGUGUGUAGAUGUAGCUGAAAGUCUUGCUGAAAGUUGCAGAGAAAAUCUAGAACUGAGCCCCUGCAAAGAGAUCUUCAGUGACUGUCGCAAAGCUCUUCAUGACUACUUAAGUGGUGCUCCUUUUGCUGACUAUCAGAACAGCAUGUACUUCGACCGCUUCCUCCAAUGGAAAAUGCUCGAGAGACAACCCAUCACAAAAGACACGUUUCGGCAGUAUAGAGUUCUGGGGAAAGGAGGCUUUGGAGAGGUGUGUGCGUGCCAGGUGAGAGCCACAGGUAAAAUGUAUGCCUGUAAAAAGCUGGAGAAGAAAAGGAUAAAGAAGAGGAAGGGGGAGGCCAUGGCUCUAAAUGAGAAACAGAUUCUGGAGAAGGUCAACAGCAGGUUUGUGGUUAGUUUAGCAUACGCAUAUGAGACCAAAGAUGCCCUGUGUCUGGUGCUGACCAUAAUGAACGGUGGUGAUCUGAAAUUUCACAUCUAUAACAUGGGAACCCCAGGCUUUGAGAAGGAGCGUGUGCAGUUCUACGCUGCUGAGAUCUGCUGCGGUCUGGAUCACCUGCACAGAGAGUCUAUCGUCUACAGGGAUUUAAAACCAGAGAAUAUACUUUUAGAUGAUAAUGGUCAUAUCCGGAUCUCAGACCUGGGGCUGGCCAUUAAAGUGCCUGAUGGAGAACAGAUCCGUGGCCGAGUGGGGACCGUGGGCUACAUGGCUCCAGAGGUGAUCAAUAACGAGCGCUAUAGCAUGAGUCUGGACUGGUGGGGAUUGGGUUGUCUGAUCUAUGAGAUGACCGCCGGCCGAUCGCCUUUCCGCGCUCGCAAAGAACGAGUGAAGAGAGAAGAGGUGGAGAAGAGGGUGCAGGAGGAGGAAGAGGAGUACAGCGACAAGUUUACAGAAGACACCAAAGCCAUCUGCAGGAUGCUGUUAGCCAAAGAUCCCAAGCAGAGGCUCGGCUGCCAGGCGGACGGAGCUGCUGGAGUCAAAGCCCACCCCUUCUUCAAGAACAUCAACUUCAAAAGGCUGGAGGCCGGCAUUCUGGAACCUUCCUUUGUGCCUGAUCCCAGGGCGGUCUACUGUAAAGAUGUUCUGGACAUUGAGCAGUUCUCCACCGUUAAGGGUGUCAACCUGGACCAAACAGACAAUGAUUUCUACUCCAAGUUUGCCACUGGCAGUGUCUCCAUCCCAUGGCAAAAUGAGAUGAUCGAGACGGAGUGCUUCAGUGACCUUAACGUAUUCGGGCCUCAGGGGACGCGGCCCCCUGACCUGGAUUGGAACCAGCCUCCCGAGCCUCCUCGGCGUAGCCUGCUGGACAGGAUCUUUAGGAGACAUGUGAGGAUCCCCUCCACCUCCACCACAGAGGAACACCCCAGAGAACACAAUAGUUAACUACAGACCAGCAUCCAGAGGUGACCAUCGCUCAAAGCCGGGUCUCGUCUUCCAGCGUCAACUCCGUUGACUCCAUGUCAAACUCUGCCCCCUAGUGGACAGAUUGCUUGCUGCGGGACUACAGGGAACAAAAGCGAGUGAACAACAAAAAGAGGAAAGAAUGAGAGUGAGGAACUUCUCCUGCCCUUUAAAGACCAGUCACAGAGCAUGAAAGAGUCCGUUUUCCUUGCCUUGGCCCUCACUAUCCAUCCACGGCCCGCCGAGAGGACAGGAGACAAAACAAGCUCCCGUUUAAAGACCUUUAUUUAUCCGUUUUGUGACAGAAAGGAGAACAUUUAUUCCUUCACCUCACGCUCCCUCAGGAUUGCUGGAACAGUAAAGAGCCACUGACAAUGACAGAAUAUUAACUCAUAUUAUUCAGGGGAUUUUAUCGACAAAGAAAGGCCUCCACAGGGAACGGGAAGGGGGCUUUUUAAAUGUUCUUUUGCAAAGGAAAGCUAACAUAGUGAACUUAAGAGACUACACACGCACUCACAAACACACACAACUUUCUCGUUCCAUCCCCCACGCAAUACCUACCUACCUACCUACCCCUUUUUUUCUUUCCGUCUACAUGUAACACCUCUAACCUCAACCCAUAAUGUGCAUUGCCUUGCAUACUCUCAGGCCAAAGAUAGCGCUUAUUACAAGAAGACACGUAUUUGAACAGCUGUUGCCAUAUUUUUCGCUUCAGAGAGUGACGAAAGGCCUAAAAGCACAAGGAAAUAGGAGCUCAGUUAAGCUGUACAUUGUUUCCCCCUAUUUAUUUAGCAAAUUUUGUAAUAUCACUGAAAAACAAACUCAGUCUGGCAGUUUCAGUCUCUUCCAGUCUACUGAAAGGCAUAGUUCACUCAAAAUUUGAGAAUUUUGUCAUGAUUUUCUCAUCCUCAUGUCAUUCCAAACCUGUAUGACUUUCCUUCUUCUGGUGAACAUAAAAGAAGAUAUUUUGAAGAAUGUUGGUAACC